ACGGGGAAGGAAAGGUGUACUGUCUUUCAUCCUCAAGUUCUGUUGGAGGGAAGGCAGCAUGAGGCAGGCAGGAAGUCCGAUCGCCAGCACCUCCUCUUCAGCAUGACGUCCGUUUUGUGUCGGAGGCGAGGUGGCCUCCUUUACCUCACCUGCUCAUGCUUGCUGCUGGCGUUCUGCUUCUUCACGUCCGUCCUCAAGCCGAGCGGCCUCCGCCAAUCCCGCAGCCUGGAGGUGUACCCUUGGCAGAUGAUUGACUAUGACGACUACGACUGCGGAUGCUCCAGGUCUGGUCCGCCAAUCGUGAGGGAGAGCGAGCAGUCGAUGUGCAGUGACUGGUCGACGAGUCGAGGCCUGGGCCAAAAAGUGGUGUCAUAUUCGCUAUUCGGCAACAUAAACAAAACUAUCAUUUAUAAUAAAUAUUUUUCAGCGUUCGAAGAUCGACUGAAAGAAGUCGAAAAAUAUUACAAAGGUUGGACGGUUAGGUUGUACCACAACUUAUCCCGGAGCGACGUUACCUCGCAGAAGUACCUGUGCCGCCUGUAUUGCCAAUACCCCCACCUGGACCUCUGCCAGGUGGACAACCUCUUUCCGCCGAAGGGCCAAAAUGCGGACAAUUCUGGACACAGUAAUGAUUCUUCGGCGACGCUGAGUGAGGCACCAAAGCUUCCUGGCACUAUUGGGGCGAUAGCAAUGGCCCGCCUCAAGGCCGCCGCUUCCUUCGGCAUUCAUGAGAGCUACGAGAAGAGGCUCGUGGGACGCAUGUGGCGCUUCAUCACGAUGGCGGAUCCCCUCGUGUCGGAGUUCCUGGUGCGGGACGUCGACUCCUCCGUGCUGCCCCGCGAGGUGGCCGCCGUCCAGCAGUGGCUCCACAACUCCACGGCGCUUCUGCACGUCAUGCGCGAUCACCCCAGCCACAACGGUGUCAUCCUUGCAGGUCAGAGGCGAAACAAACAAAACCUAAUCCUCUCGACUCCACUCAACAAAAAAUCCCCAAACAGCAAGCGACCCACCACCUCCUCCGCUUCACACGCAAACUCUCUCUUCUCAGGCAUGUGGGGAGGGUCUCGAGAUCGCGGCGGAGACUUCCUGAAGGAGCUGCUGGCGAAGAUGGUCCGCUGGCCUCCGAGGAAUAUUUGGGACUACGACCAGAUACUCCUGAAGAGGGUCGUGUGGCCGGAGGUCCUUGAUGACGUACUGGUGCACGACAGCUACUUCUGCGCCAACCCCAACUUCCGGUCCCACCACAGGGCGGCGCCCUUCCCCACCCGUCGCCACGAGCGGUACUUUGUGGGUUGGGGGCCCCUGCGUGACCAUGAACUCGCGGGCAUCACUCCCUGCCCGCUCGAGUGCCGCCCGCCGAUGCACCAGGACUGGACCUACUGCUAGAGGAUACGCUGGCUGGAUACUUACGACUUACGACUGGAUACUUACCACAUUUUAGUGCGGAGAGAUCUUGGUUUUCGCCGAAAGUAUUUCUUGUAUUUUCGAUUGUAGAGUUUUAUUGAGAGGGAAGGCUCUAAAGCAGAAUUAUGAUAAUAAUGAUGAUGAUAAGUCUGUUAAAUAGAAUGAUUGAAUUGAGACAUCCCCCACAAAUGGCCUUUUUUUCACCGAAUAACAUUUACCUUUGACCCUGGCCUACUGUGACUUUCAUUCCGUGAUUGAUUUCUGGAUAAACUUGACUGACUUACUGUGCGGACAAAUGACUAGACUCGGCUUGUUGCUAGACUCUUCUGUCUCUAUUUCUCUCUUUUUCUAUUCUUGUCUGUCUCUUUCUCUCUCUCUCGCUGUUUGUACAGAUACCGUAGAUAGAAUUAGAUAGAUAGAUGUUCAUUCUUUUCACACUGCCUCAAAGACCAUGAAAUUGUCUGACUCCCUGAUUAGACUAAUGACUACAAACUUAACCGCACGUGGUUGCUAAACGUGACUCAUCUACACCCGACGGGACUCCAUAAUCAUUAACGUCAGGUAGACACAAAUGCAGUUCUGGACAUAGUAGAUAGACUGGUUGAGAGUAUAAAACAAAAGACUUCAUAUCCGGUAUCAAUGGACUCGUGAUCUCCGCUGGUAAAAAUUACGAAAAGAUUUAAAACACCCUAAAUGGAGACUGACGGUAACGGAAUAAACAACUGGACUAAUUCAAACAGAAGCCAUAUUUUCAGAGAUUUGUGACUGUUGUGUGAAAUGCCUUCUACGUCAUGCGUUUUCCUACCGCGUAAUUUCGCUAUGUGAAUUUUGACAUGCCGACUUUGUAGUGCAUUUAUUAUUUCGUGUCAAUCUAUUAUUCAUAGGUUCAUUACAUUAUCAUAAUUUCAUACAAUUUCUCGUCCUUUUUGCAAGUAUUUUAAUGUCAUGUUUUGAAAUCGUGGCGUUGGCACAAUAUUGAAUGCUGAUGUUUCAGGGAUCUGACAUAUAACCGAAAUGUCUUAAUCACUGAAGAUUAUCAGACAAAACUGAUGAUAUGUUUAAAAUAUCCUCGCCAGCAACCUUUCUAUAUAAUUAGCAUGAGUUGUUUGCCGAAAGACAAUGAGAAAAAGUGCUGAUGUUUGUGAGUUUGUGAGAAAUAUAGUGUAUGUCUCCAUGUCAGCGAAAUAUAUUGUUACAAACUGUGAUAUGCUUUUGCUUUUCAUAUUUAUGAAAUGUUGUAUUAUAACGUUUAUAUUCUGUUCUCAUUAUGUUGGUCACAUUGUGAACGUCACUUGUAAAUACA
Messenger RNA from Penaeus indicus, 2707 nucleotides. RefSeq lists its product as uncharacterized. NCBI's taxonomy places the organism in Eukaryota, Metazoa, Arthropoda, Malacostraca, Decapoda, Penaeidae. The coding region runs from base 103 to 1386 and encodes 427 amino acids. The record is from RefSeq and is a predicted model, not a curated record. The transcript is spliced from 6 exons.